AUGGUUGCUUCCUUCAACGAUAAGAAACGAAUCAUCGUUCCAGAUGACAUUUCUCAAUUCGAUAUUCAUUUCGAAGCCAUUUUCGAUCAUGCAGAAACUUUUGCUUGUUUCACAAAUUAUCUUUCGAAUCAAUGUUUAAAUAGUGAAUGCAGUGAUUUCCUACAGAGUGUGAAUGAAUUUCGAAAGAUUAAACAUGAACGAAAACGAUUACAAAUGGCUACGAAAAUGUACGAAAAGUUUAUGGCAGAUGCUUCGAAUUCACAACUCAAUUUACGAAAUGAUUUUAAAAUGAGAAUAUAUAAGGUGGUCUACCCGAAUAGUCAGCAAAUGGCUCCUUCGAACAGUGGUGCCUCAUUGGACCAGUUUUCAGUGAAUGAGCAAAUCCACAGUGACGUUCAACUGCCAACUGUCAAAACGGCAAACAAAAAUACUCAAUCUUCGCGGAGUAACAGCAGUGGCAGUGGAGCAGGUGUUGGAAGAAAUAGUUUGGAUUCAACGAGUAGUAGUAGUUCGAACUCUUUGACGAAUGGUUCCGCAACAGCAACUUCACUCGAAGCAAAUUCAUCUCCAAUUCCGUUGCAUGGUUCAACUGUCACUUGUCCAAAAAAUUUAUUUGAUGAAGUGGAAUCCUUAGUAUUGCUUCAAUUGAAAGAAAAUCAUUUUGCAGCCUUCCUUUCCAGUGAACAUUUCAAAAACUUUCUCAAAAAACAACCUCUUCAACUCCUCUACGAAAUUGGAAGUUUGAAAAGUGACAGUUUGCUUCAAUUUGUCGAAUCUCUCUCUGAAACCAUGAAAUGCGAAAAUUUUACACUCCACGACUUUCGUUUCAUUAAGAAACAAUUCUCAAAUUACGAGCCUGACGAAUGGGAAAUCAUUGGCAGCAGUCAACAUCACAAAUGUUACAUGUCAAAACGAACCUACGAUAUGGGAGAGAGUGUUGGAUUAAGUUUUUUCAAAUUCGAUGUGACUUUCCCAUUCAGUGCCAAACAAGUCAUGAAUACUUUCUUUGAACAGGAAUAUCGAUAUGAAUACGAUGGAGAAUUGAAUCGAAUUGAACAAUUAGCGUAUUAUGAAAAGAAAAUUUCCAAUAAUAAUAAUAAUCAUUGGAAUUCAACAACAAAUUCGGUGAGUCCUCAGCAACAACCUCAACAAUCUCAACAUUCAUCCACUCCUUCUUCACCUACAACAAGUAAUUCUCCAUCCUUAUUGUCGAGUCCUUCUCAUACAUUGAAUCAUCCAUCGACCUCUACCACAAGCACAACCACGACAAGCACAACAAGUCAUGUAAAUGCAACUUCCAUUCUAUUGGCAACUUCUCUGACUCAGGAAAUUUAUAAAUUGGUGUGGCCCUUCAGUCCUCGAGAUUUUAUUGUAUCGUCGAGUGGAUUGUAUGAUCUCGGAACGAAAACGUAUCUGAUGGGAAAGAAGAGUUGUUUAUCGGAGAAGGCGAAAAAACCUGAAAAGAAUGUAGUGCGAGCGUUUUCAUUUGGUGGAUGGGCCUUUAAGGAAAUUGAUGACAAGACCACACAAUAUUCUCAAAUGUUUUAUAUGGAUUUGAAAGGAAAUAUUCCCAAGCCCAUUAUCAAGUCUAUAUUGAAAGAUCGAGCCAAACACUUUAUGAAAGUGGGAACCAAGUUUUUAAAGCUCAAUGAGAAGAGAGGUUUUAUUUGUAAUCAAGAUAAUUUUAUGUGGAAAACCAUUGAAGAGAAUGGAGCAAUGUAUUUGUAA
This is a messenger RNA of Naegleria lovaniensis, 1728 nucleotides long. RefSeq lists its product as uncharacterized. NCBI's taxonomy places the organism in Eukaryota, Heterolobosea, Eutetramitea, Acrasida, Naegleriidae. The transcript has a single exon. The record is from RefSeq and is a predicted model, not a curated record. The coding region runs from base 1 to 1728 and encodes 575 amino acids. Gene Ontology annotation, molecular function: lipid binding.